AUGAGCACAAAGAUGAAGAAGGGGAUCCUGAGGCCCUUCCGCUACUUCUCAAACAUAAUGGAUGCUAAGGAACAAGAAUUGCAAAUUGGUUUCCCAACGGAUGUGAAACAUGUGGCACAUAUCGGAUGGGAUGGACCUAGUGUCCCAAACAAGGAGAAGGAGGCAGGAGCACCUAGUUGGAUGAAAGACUACCACUCAGCACCACUGGAUUCAGCCUCGUUUAGGAGUGAUAGGGGAGGUUCUGCUGCCUCUAACCCAUGGGCUUCUCAAGAAAUAGUUCUAGAUGGAGCGGGCCUGGGAGAUACCUCUUUCGGGGAUACUAAAAGUGAAGCUGGUGGAAUCGAUGUCACUGUUGGUGACUCCCCUCCGUCCCCGGGCUCCCGCCGGUCAAGGCGAAACCGCUCUCGGGGUUCUGACACCUCCUCUAUGGAUGUCACAACAGGCAAUACUGAGAUCUUGGAGAAGAAGGAGAAGGCCAAGAAAGGCACCCGAAAGAAUAGAAAGAAAGAUAAGGACAAGGCAGCUGAGGACACUGCCGGUUCCACCUGUCAGGACCUCCCCGCAGUGCCCAAGAAGUCCAACCGCAGAAAAAACAAAGGAAGCUCUGAAGGAAGUGGUGGUGCAUCGACCAAGGAUGGUGGAGGUGGACCAGAGGUGGGCACAAUACCGCUAACUCUGGUGGCCGACGAAGAAAAGGAUCACGAAUUGUAA
Messenger RNA from Triticum turgidum subsp. durum (durum wheat), 711 nucleotides. NCBI's taxonomy places the organism in Eukaryota, Viridiplantae, Streptophyta, Magnoliopsida, Poales, Poaceae. The record is from the annotation of a GenBank genome assembly.